Molecule: messenger RNA, 2407 nt
Organism: Leptosomus discolor (cuckoo roller)
Lineage: Eukaryota; Metazoa; Chordata; Aves; Leptosomiformes; Leptosomidae
Source: RefSeq, a predicted model, not a curated record
GUCAAAGUAGCCAUGACAUCAGUUAAUGAAAAACUUGAAAUAAAUCCUUGGAGAAGUUUUGUUGAUGUUAAUGCUUCAGAUGUCAUGCUAGUGCUUCUAGAUGGAAGCAAAUCAACAAGCUGGGAAGAUGGUGGCUGGGGAGCCUGGGAUGAAGGAGAAUUACAAGAACCUGAAGAAGAGGAAUCUAAUUCCAAGAACCAGAGAAAUUACUGGCUUCAGGACUGUGUAUUGUCCUUGUCACCAACAAAUGACCUGAUGGUAAUAGCUAAUGAACAGAAAGCAGUCUUCUUAGUGCCUAAAUGGAAGCACAGUGACAAGGGAAAAGAGGAAAUGCAGUAUGCUGUUGGCUGGAGUGGCUCUCUGAAUGUUGAAGAAGGUGAAUGUGUGAGUAGUGUAUUGUGUAUCCCAUUGGCAAGUCAGAAGAGGAGUUCCACAGGCCGUCCUGACUGGACCUGCAUUGUGGUUGGCUUCACCUCUGGCUAUGUUCGUUUUUACACCGAGAGUGGAGUACUGCUUCUUGCACAACUUUUAAAUGAAGAUCCUGUCCUGCAACUUAAGUGCAGAACCUACGAAAUUCCCAGGCAUCCUGGUGUCACAGAACAGAAUGAAGAACUAAGUAUCUUGUACCCAGCAGCAAUUGUGACAAUUGAUGGUUUCAGCCUCUUUCAGUCCCUUCGUGCAUGUCGCAAUCAGGUAGCCAGAGCUGCAGCAUCUGGCAAUGAGAAUGUUCAGCCUCCACCAUUAGCUUAUAAGAAAUGGGGCUUGCAAGAUGUGGACACGAUUGUUGACCAUGCUAGUAUUGGCAUCAUGACACUGUCUCCUUUUGAUCAAAUGAAGACUGCCUCCAAUAUAGGUGGAUAUAAUGCAGCUAUAAAAAACAGCCCACCUGCUAUGUCUCAGUAUGUUACUGUGGGAUCCAAUCCUUUCACUGGUUUCUUUUUUGCCCUGGAGGGUAGCUCACAGCCACUGUUGUCUCAUGUUGCCUUAGCAGUUGCAAGUAAACUGACUUCAGCAUUAUUUAAUGCUGCCAGUGGCUGGCUUGGUUGGAAGAGUAAACAUGAAGAAGAACCUCCCCAAAAACAGAAACCAAAAGUUGAACCUGCAACCCCAUUGGCAGUGAGAUUUGGACUUCCAGAUUCCCGUCGCCAUGGUGAAAGGAUAUGCCUUUCUCCAUGUAACACUUUGGCAGCAGUAACAGAUGAUUUUGGAAGGGUUAUUUUACUGGAUGUUACAAGAGGGCUUGCAGUUCGCAUGUGGAAAGGAUACCGCGAUGCAGAAGUUGGUUGGAUACAGACUGUGGAGGACCUUCAUGAGAGAGAAACUGAGAAGAUGGAUUUUUCUCCUUUUGGAAUUGCUCAGGGUCCAAGCAGGGUAGCGCAGUUCCUUGUGAUCUAUGCUCCGAGGAGAGGCAUUCUGGAAGUGUGGAGCACGCAGCAAGGGCCUCGGGUUGGAGCCUUCAACGUGGGGAAAUACUGUAGGUUGUUGUAUCCUGGUUAUAAAAUAAUGGGUCUAAACAAUGUGACCAGUCAGGGAUGGCAGCCCCAGACUUACCAGAUAUGCCUUGUUGAUCCUGUCUCUGGAAGUGUAAAAACUGUCCAUGUACCUUUCCAUUUAGCACUGAGUGAUAAAAAGAGUGAGCGAGCAAAGGAUUUGCAUCUAGUGAAGAAGUUAAAUGCUUUACUCAAAGCUAAAACCUCAGAUCCGGAUUUGAUUGAAGCUGAAGCAAAGGAAUUAAUACUUGAUAUCAAAUACCCUGCUACCAAGAAACAGGCUCUGGAAAGUAUAUUGACAAGUGAACGUGUGCCUCUUUCAUCUCUCACAAACAUCACUCAGACAUUAAUGGAUAAUUUAAAAAAACAGGAGCUUGAGUGUGUGGAUGAAGGACUACUGCAGUUCUGUGCGAACAAGUUAAAGCUGUUACAUCUGUAUGAGCUAGUUAGCAGACUAAAUUCCCAAAGCAUAGAGAAAGACACCCCACCCUCAGAUAACGACUUGGCUAAACUGCUUCGGCUAGAAGAAAAAGAUUUUCAUAGGCUCGAAACUUUACUGGACAACUACAAGAAAGAAAACACCCAAACUACUGCUCAGGUUGCGGAUGAGAAGGAUAAUAUAUUGUCUGUGAAAAAGUUUUUAGAAUAUUUGGAAUAUGAAAAGGAUGUGAUUAAUGUGAAAAAUAUGGAAGAUGAAGAAUAUGUGGCUUUAGGCAGUUUUUUCUUCUGGAGGUGUUUGUGUGGGGAGAGUUCCACAGAGGAAAUGUGUCAUGCAUUGGAAGCAGCAGGUUUUAGCCCUCAAAUCUUGUUGUCACUCCUUCUCAAUUUAUGGCUUUCCAAGGAAAAAGAUAUUCUAGACAAACCAGAUUCUGUCAGUUGCCUUCACACUAUGCUGUCACUUCUGAGCAAAAUGAAAG